Lottia gigantea (owl limpet) is the source of this 762-nucleotide messenger RNA. RefSeq lists its product as hypothetical. The transcript is spliced from 5 exons. Gene Ontology annotation, biological process: microtubule-based movement. The annotation marks the transcript as partial. Gene Ontology annotation, cellular component: dynein complex. Gene Ontology annotation, molecular function: dynein light intermediate chain binding; ATP hydrolysis activity; dynein intermediate chain binding. Lineage: Eukaryota; Metazoa; Mollusca; Gastropoda; Lottiidae. The record is from RefSeq and is a predicted model, not a curated record.
AUUGUGGUAGUGGGACCUCCAGGUUGUGGUAAAAGUGAAUGUAUUAAAACAUUUGCCGUGGCAGAAAGAGAACGUGGUAAAACUAUCACCAUACAGAGUGUGUUUACUAAAGCUGUAGAAUCUGAGGAACUACUGGGCUUCGUUCAUCCUAAAACAAAAGAAUGGAAGGAAGGUUUGCUGACGUCGUUAUUACGUAAAUUCUGUAUUCCCACCAAUAAUGGCCUACCUGUCAUUGAUAUGAAACCAGUUAUGAAAAUAAUGCAACUGGAUGGUGAGGCUGAUGGAGGACAAAUGGAGCUGCUUCAACAGAUUUUAGAUCACAAUGGUUCUGUUGUUCUAUCAAAUAGUGAACGAUUGGUUCUACCACAGUCACUUAGAUUUAUCUGGGAGUUAGACUCGCUAGAGAAUCUAAGUCCGUCACUGUUAGCUAAUGUAGGAGUAUUGGUAAUGACUGAAGGAGAUGUAGGAUGGAAGAUAAUGUUGGUCCAGUGGCUUGAACAUCGGCCCGAGACCGACCAAGACCUGCUGACCAGUUUCUGUAACAGUUAUAUGGAGAAAUUGGUAGACUAUGUCUCAAAAUGUACCCAACCUCCUAUAUUCGGCUGUAAAGAGUCCAAUGCUCUUGAUUGGUUUUUUAUUUCUCUUUUGAUAUGUUUUCAGUCACUAGUCAAUCCGUACCCUGAACUAAGUGAUGUGGAAUAUGAAAGAUAUUUUAACUACGCCUGUAUCUGGGCAUUCGCUGGUACCUUAUCAAUGGAACAU